CUCCCGCGAUAUUUCCGGACGCUUCGGCCCCUGAGUGGCUGAGGGUUUCCAAGUAUCAUGGCGGCCGGAGUGUUCUGGACCAUAAGAGUGGCUCUAUGAAGGAAGAAGUGGAAGAUUCUGCUGAAGAUGAGGCGAUUGAAUCGAAAGAAAACCUUAAAUCUAGUGAAAGAAUUGGAUGCCUUUCCAAAGGUUCCUGUAAGCUAUGUAGAGACUUCGGCAAUUGGGGGUACAGUUUCUCUAAUAGCAUUUACUACAAUGGCUUUGUUAACCAUAAUGGAGUUUUCAGUAUAUCAAGAUACUUGGAUGAAGUACGAAUAUGAAGUAGACAAGGAUUUUUCUAGCAAACUAAGAAUCAAUAUAGAUAUUACCGUGGCUAUGAAAUGUCAUUAUGUUGGGGCUGAUGUAUUGGAUUUAGCAGAAACAAUGGUUGCACCUGCAGAUGGUCUAGUUUAUGAACCACAUUAUUGUGUCAAGGUUCUUUUUUGGUCACAGCUUUCAGGUGCUGGUUCUCUCUCACCCAAGGCUGUCACUGCAGCACAGAUAGGGCUAGAGUCCUUAUCAGGAAAAGUUCCUUCAGCCUUUUUGGACGCCGGCCCCUGGCUACCCAUGCUGUCCAGGAGAAGAUUUCCUGUAAUUCGAACUGAGGAUACCUUCAAACCCAGCUAUCCCCAGGGCUCCCCACUUGCUGUUUUUCAUAAAGAGAUGGUCCUUCUUCCAAGGCAAAUCCCUCCAGAUGUACAAGUAAUAUUUGAUCUCUCACCCCAACAAAGAGAGUGGCAGAGAAUGUUGCAGACAAUUCAGAGUAGACUACAAGAAGAACAUUCACUACAGGACGUGAUUUUCAAAAGUGCUUUUAAAAGUGCUUCAACAGCACUACCCCCAAGGGAAGAUAAUUCUUUACAACCUCCAGAUGCAUGCAGAAUUCAUGGUCAUCUAUAUGUCAAUAAAGUGGCAGGGAAUUUUCACAUAACUGUGGGCAAGGCAAUCCCACAUCCCCGAGGUCAUGCACACUUGGCAGCACUCGUUAGCCAUGACUCCUACAACUUUUCCCAUAGAAUAGAUCAUUUGUCUUUUGGUGAACUUGUUCCAGGAAUUAUUAAUCCAUUAGAUGGAACUGAAAAAAUUGCUAUAGAUCACAACCAGAUGUUCCAAUACUUUAUCACAGUUGUGCCAACAAAACUGAAUACAUACAAAAUCUCAGCAGACACUCACCAGUUUUCAGUGACAGAAAGGGAACGUGCCAUUAAUCAUGCAGCAGGAAGCCAUGGAGUAUCUGGAAUAUUUAUGAAAUAUGAUCUUAGUUCCCUUAUGGUAACAGUGACUGAAGAACAUAUGCCAUUCUGGCAAUUUUUAGUGAGACUAUGUGGUAUUAUUGGAGGAAUUUUCUCAACGACAGGUAUGCUACAUGGAAUUGGAAAAUUCAUAGUUGAAAUAAUUUGUUGUCGUUUCAGACUUGGAGCCUACAAACCUGUUACUUCUGUCCAGGAUGGCCACACAAACAACCACUUACCUCUUACAAAAAAUAGUAUACAUAGCACCUCCUGAGAAGAGGAGAAAACUUUUUGCCUGACAGAAAAUCUUUUUUUAAAUAAUAAAGUAUUGUGCAGUAUAUUCAAAGAAAAAAAAAGUAUGAAUGGGAAGGAGAAAUCAAACCAUAAAAAAACAACCUUCUAUGUGUUGGUCUUUUACAAAUUUGUUAGAAGAGGUUAUGAGGUUCAUCUCUUAAUUGAACCUAACAGGAGAAAUUCUGUGAAGAAAUCACAACUAUUACUUUCACAGCAAAUGGGCAGUCAACAUUAAAACCAGAUCAUUCUUAUUGGUGAGGUAAAUUCUUAAAAGAAAAAGGUCAAACUGCUUUUGAAUAAAAAAGUAGUAGGCAUGGAGAAUUCCUACAUGUUGGAAUGAAAAUGUGUUUAAGAUUAAUUCAGAUGCUGAAAAUCAGUGAUUGUUCCCAACACUAACAAAGGAAAAGAACAAAAAUAGCUCCUAUGUAUAGUCUUAUUAAUAUCAAGCCAUACUAAUACAAAGAUUCCAUUGCAUUAAGAGUGAUAAAAAAUAAGAAAUGUGACCUAAUAAUGAGAAAUGUCACUGUAAUUGGAUCUUUUAAUUAUCUAACAUUGCUCAAGUCAGGAUGACAUUGAUGCUUAAGAAAUGUAACUAAGUACAAAUUCUUACUGAAAAAAAUCUGAGAACUCUUUUGGAUGGUAAUUGGGAAAACUAUGACUUUAUAAAAAAAAAAGUGCUAUUUUUAUUUUAUUUGAUCAGUUUCUCUUUGCAAAAAGUUUAUACCUAAACAUAGAAUUUAAGGAGUUUAAAUCGAAAACAAUGCAUCUAUAAUGAGAAUUAAUCUUAUGAAGGAAUUAAGAUGUGGACUUGUCAUAUUUAUGUUUGUGUUGUGUUGAUUUAAGUUAAUUUAUCCAAGCAAUAUAAAGUUAAAAAGCAAGUCAAAAGGAGUCAGCAUUAUGCUUAUAGAAAAGAUGCAGGAGUUGUUAGAUACAAAAUGAAAGAAUGUGAUUUGUAACAUACCAUUUCCUCUUUUGUAAAAUGAUGGGAUGUGACUAAAGUCACUUUCAACCCUAAAAUUCUAUGGGACAAAGAAAUAAAUUGCUUUAUUAAUAUUAAGAAUGUCAGCCCUUAGGAUUACAGUUUUGCAAAGUGUGCAGUAUGGAGCUGUAACCUUAGGCUAAUUUAAAAAAACCGUAAUACAAUAAAAUUGAAGGUAAAAAGAGGAUUGUAAUUUGAACUGCCAUUCAGGACUAUAUUUUCCUUUUCAAUAAACAUGCCAAACUUUAGUUUUCCUUUUGUAAUAAAUACUUAAGGACUUUG
Molecule: messenger RNA, 2826 nt
Organism: Sarcophilus harrisii (Tasmanian devil)
Lineage: Eukaryota; Metazoa; Chordata; Mammalia; Dasyuromorphia; Dasyuridae
Gene: ERGIC2
Product: ERGIC and golgi 2
Exons: 16
Coding region: 127-1545 (472 amino acids)
Biological process (GO): endoplasmic reticulum to Golgi vesicle-mediated transport; retrograde vesicle-mediated transport, Golgi to endoplasmic reticulum
Cellular component (GO): membrane; COPII-coated ER to Golgi transport vesicle; endoplasmic reticulum
Source: RefSeq, a predicted model, not a curated record